This is a messenger RNA of Dreissena polymorpha, 1948 nucleotides long. Its product is annotated as cryptochrome-1-like. The record is from RefSeq and is a predicted model, not a curated record. The transcript is spliced from 12 exons. Gene Ontology annotation, biological process: entrainment of circadian clock by photoperiod; circadian regulation of gene expression. Gene Ontology annotation, cellular component: nucleus; cytoplasm. Gene Ontology annotation, molecular function: FAD binding; DNA binding. Bases 116 to 1702 code for a protein of 528 amino acids. NCBI's taxonomy places the organism in Eukaryota, Metazoa, Mollusca, Bivalvia, Myida, Dreissenidae.
AUGUAAGUAUCCCUAUUGGCGCGGAAACGCUGCGUACACAUUAUUUUACGCAGUAAACACAUAGUCAUCGGGUUUGUGUUGUUUCUGUCAGUGACGGGUACAUUUUUUCGAAAAGAUGACCCAGCGUUCCGUCCAUUGGUUUCGCAAAGGGCUAAGACUCCAUGACAAUCCAGCAUUGAAUGCGGCCUGCGAGAAUGCAUCUCAUGUGUGGCCUGUGUUUGUGUUGGACCCGUGGUUCGCCACUCAUGCCGACGUGGGAGUGAAUCGCUGGAGAUUUCUGCUUCAGAGUCUGGUAGACUUGGAUAAUCAGUUGAGAGUGCACAACUCUAGGCUGUAUGUUGUGAAAGGCAGUCCAAAUGAGGUGUUUCCGCGAAUCUUCAAGAAGUGGGGUAUAACGAGACUUACAUUUGAAGUUGAUACUGAGCCAUACGCCCUUCAACGUGACAUGGAUGUUGAGAAAAUAGCAAGGGAAUUCCAUGUUGAGGUUGUGAAAUGUGUGUCACACACUUUGUAUGACACAGAAAGGGUAAUAGCUAAAAAUGGUGGAAGUCCACCAUUGACAUACCAGCGUCUUCAGACAGUUCUGUCACAACUGGGCCCACCACCAAAGGCUGUGAGUUUUAACAAGGAUGUGCUUGCAAAAUGCAGAUCCAUAGACAAAGCGGACAAUGAGGCAGGCUAUGAUGUUCCUUCUUUGGAAGACCUUGGGAAGCGAGAGAAGGAUUGUGGGCCAUGUCUUUUCCCCGGUGGUGAAACAGAGGCUUUACGCAGGAUGGAUGACACUUUGAAAAAACCAGCCUGGGUGUGCGCCUUUGAGAAGCCAAAGACAGAGCCCAACAGCUUGGAGCCCAGUACUACUGUCCUGAGCCCAUACCUGAAGUUUGGUUGUUUGUCACCAAGACUGUUUUACCACCGGUUGGCUGAAAUUUACAAGGGAAAGAAUCACACUCAGCCACCAGUGUCUCUUCAUGGCCAGUUGCUAUGGCGAGAGUUCUUCUACACAGUUGCUGCGGGAACACCAAACUUCAACAAGAUGGUUGGCAACUCAGUCUGCACCCAGGUAGAUUGGGAUACCAAUGAGGAGUUUCUGACCGCAUGGAAAACAGGUCGCACUGGGUACCCAUUCAUAGAUGCAAUCAUGACGCAGCUAAAGGACGAGGGCUGGAUCCACCACCUGGGUCGCCAUGCUGUAGCGUGUUUCCUCACCCGCGGUGACCUCUGGAUCAGCUGGGAAGAGGGGCAGAAAGUGUUUGAGGAGUAUCUGUUAGAUGCAGAUUGGAGCUUGAAUGCCGGGAACUGGCUGUGGCUAUCAGCCAGUGCCUUCUUCCACCAGUACUUCAGGGUGUACAGUCCUGUUGCCUUCGGGAAGAAAACUGACAAGCAAGGGGACUUCAUUAGGAAGUAUGUCCCGAUUCUGAAGAAAUUCCCAGACAAGUACAUCUAUGAGCCAUGGACUGCCCCGAGAGAUUUGCAGGAAAAAUGCGGAUGCAUAAUAGGUAAAGAUUAUCCAAAACCUAUUGUUGAUCACGAAGCAGCAAGAAAGAAAAAUAUCGAGCGCAUGGCUGCAGCUUACGCCAGGAGAAAUGGCUCCAAAGAUUCAGAAGAAAAGGCUGGUGGUAAAAAGCGAAAGGCUGAAAGCACAUCCAAGGGAAGGGGUAAACAGCCUAAGGUGCAAAAAAACAUGACAGAUUUCUUGAUGUAAACUUCGUUGGGAAGUUGAACUUUCAGACUUCCGCUCAAGUGUCAUGGUGGAGCAAGUAUGAACAUCAUCUGAAAGUUUAAACAUAUUUGAAUGAUCUGAUGAAAAUAUCAGAAAAUAUUACCUCGUAACAAACAAUUAUGUUUGGUAUAUGCAUGUAUCAAUACAAUUUGACGAUUGUGUGAGUUUGCAUCGUUUUUGUUUCCAUUAAGAACAUUUUGUAUCACAUUAAAACUAUGUGGCCUGAUA